CAGAGUGUUACGUCGACGAUAGAGACACCCUGUACUAAAUAAUAAAAGUCGUCAGGCCCCAGCGAUUGCCCCAGGGCCCGCCCACUACCGAACCGGACCCGCUUUCUACCUGUUUACUCGCAGCGCAUCCCGGAUUCUCCAAACCUUUCCUAACAACUAGGCUCCUACAUCGCAUUGAUAACUCGCUUUUCACGGCCGGCGCAUCGCAGCCGUGCCGCCAUGUCUACCGUUACCGCGACGCAAGGCCCUGUUGAGGCUCGCUCACUGUCGUCGAUCACCGCCAUCGCAUCCAAUCCCCCCGCCUAUCCGCGCAAUCCCACACACGAGAAGCUUGACCCGCUAGUACUAUAUAUUGUACGGGUUCCUGGGAGUCAAGACAUCUUCCUUUCACCUGUUAAACCGCCAACGAAAUCCAGUGUCUCUGCCGAGGCGGUUAAUGCAUCGCUCUUCUAUUUACACGUCGCGACGCCCGAGGAUGACGCGCUGCUGCAGGAGGUUGAGCUGGAGCGCGAGAAGGAAAAACAACGCCGGAGGGAAGAGCUUGAGGCGGCUGGUCUUGAUGACCCUUCUCAGCGGGAAUUUGCUCGCCUGAACUACCCCAAGAGGAAGCCUGUAGGUGGUGCAGAGGCUAUUCCGGACAUUGCGCCAGCUUUGACACAAGAGAACAUCGCUGCCCCGCCGGGUAAUAAUGCUCCUGCGUUGCCGCCACGACUGCCCCCUCUGCCGCAGUUCUCGGCGGAGAAUAUAUCUUUUAUGGGGACUCCUGUUGCCAAUGCACCACCGGUCAUAAGCCAUGAUCUUGUCAAGACACCCGUGGAGCCUACAGCCCCAAGCCCGGUCUUGCGGCGACCUUUGCCUCCUGUGCCGCCCAGUGAAGAGCCGUUCAGUGGUCAAUUAGGCGAUGAAGCGCAAUCAAAAGUGGAAAAUCGGUGGAGCGCAUUUGCGGGACAGGAGUCUAGUAAAGGACGUGAUUCAUGGAGAGACAGAUAUGAGGCUUUUGCGGCCGGUCGUCAUAGUCUUGAUGCGAAUAGGCCGCCGUUGCCGCCUCGCCCGACACAGCCUCGGACAGCAUCGCCAUCAAGAAGUCCCGGUCAGUCUCCUUCUAGACAGAGGAGAGCAAAUCGGCCAGCUCCAAUCAACAGCGGCAAUGACACUGGUUUCCGCCUUACGCUCAUCCGGCGUGACCCCGCGUCUGGUACGCAGUGGAACGUCGCGACGAUCUCAACUCCGCAUAUGGAUCACAAUGCAAUUGAAAUUGAGAUUGCUACACCGGGGUAUAACAGAUUUGCUGGUACAAAUGAGCAACUUUCGCUUGCCAGUCUAGCCGCAAACCUCCCCGCGGGAAUGAUGCGAAACUCUGGGUCUUCUAUACCUAUUCCGCCAUCAGCAAACGUCGAUAAACCCACCGAGCAACAGCAGCAGCAGCCAUCAUUCGGACCACGCAAAUUUCACCGUCAACUCUGUGUCUCCAAGCCAUUUGAAGACUCUGUAAACUCAGAAUUAAAAAGCGGCUACUACGUCUUCAACUCACCCUGGAACGGCACCUGCACAUUCGCCAGCAGCGUCAACGGCCGCAGUCUGAAAUGCAAACACAUGAUCCAAGGUCCAGUCGGCGUACCCCAGCCAGGCGACGACCCCAACCCAGCCGUAACAGUCGCCGAGCUUCGCUUCAACACGCCCUUCCAGGCCGCAAAUCUUCACUACCACGCCGCUCCACGAACACCCACAAACCAAUACCCAUCUCCAACCUCCACAUACGACCCUUCAAGUCCAGACAACCAAUCCUCAAAACGAGCCUCACUAUCUCAGUUCCUGAAUCCAAAUACCUACGCCCGACCUCGUGCUCACUCCGGUCCCAAUGCCCCUUCAACUGUUUCUCCGAACACAGCUGAUCCCCAACGUCCACCGUUCAACCCUGCUGCUCUGCUCCGCCGAACAUCGCUUCGCGCGGGCCGCUUUGCGCAGCAGCAGAGUACUCGGUUUGGACAUCAGCCUUUUCAUCAUAGGAGUAUUAGUACUAGUAGUGGGGAUUCGGAUGAGGAUCGAUUGGACUUUUCGCUUGCGAGGGAGCUUGCUGGAGGUGGGAUGAGGGGCAAGAGUGCUAAGUUGGGGAAAUUGAUCAUUGAGGAUGAGGGGAUUAAGAUGUUGGACUUGGUUGUUUCGGCUUGUAUGGCUGUUUGGUGGAGGGGAUAUUAUCAUUGA
Penicillium pulvis is the source of this 2202-nucleotide messenger RNA. RefSeq lists its product as uncharacterized. The record is from RefSeq and is a predicted model, not a curated record. The coding region runs from base 220 to 2202 and encodes 660 amino acids. Lineage: Eukaryota; Fungi; Ascomycota; Eurotiomycetes; Eurotiales; Aspergillaceae. The transcript has 2 exons.